Ostertagia ostertagi is the source of this 270-nucleotide messenger RNA. Lineage: Eukaryota; Metazoa; Nematoda; Chromadorea; Rhabditida; Trichostrongylidae. The record is from the annotation of a GenBank genome assembly.
AUGUCAGAGGGACCGACCGAUUUCAUAGAUCUCUUCUUAGACGCCCGAGCUGAGCAAUCCUUCCACAACACGGCCGAGUUUUCGAAGACGGGAGUUCAGGUGUCGAAGCAUUUAACUAGAGAGGAAAUCACUGCUCAGUGCUUCGUGUUCCUUCUCGCCGGUUUCGAUACUACCGCCACGUCGUUAGCAUUUGUCACCUAUUUGUUGGCAAAACAUUCCUCGGUACAGAAACAUCUUCAAGAAGAAAUCGAUCAGUACUGCAAUCGUGAG